AUGGGACGUUUGUCAAAGAUUUUCCUUUGUUUGGGCGCCACUAGCUCGGCGAAUUUUUUGCUCCCAAAUUAUUCUUCAGAAGAGUUCCAGUCGGGAUCAUCGGCAAAGUGGUGGGACGAUGACCACGCCGAGCGGCUCAGAAACGUUCUUUGGCAGAUGUCCCCAGAAGUACUCGAGAAUCACUUUUUCAAUGAGCCGAUCAGUCAGAAAGGAGCAGAAAAAGCCGUCGAAGGGAUCAUGAACACACUCGAUAAGAUUGCUGAAGACAUGGUCACAAAGAGAGACUCUUGCUGGGAAAGCGUCAGUCCGCAGAUUGGGAUCUAA
Molecule: messenger RNA, 324 nt
Organism: Oikopleura dioica
Lineage: Eukaryota; Metazoa; Chordata; Appendicularia; Copelata; Oikopleuridae
Source: the annotation of a GenBank genome assembly